Molecule: messenger RNA, 1629 nt
Organism: Cladophialophora carrionii CBS 160.54
Lineage: Eukaryota; Fungi; Ascomycota; Eurotiomycetes; Chaetothyriales; Herpotrichiellaceae
Exons: 4
Coding region: 1-1629 (542 amino acids)
Molecular function (GO): monooxygenase activity; oxidoreductase activity, acting on paired donors, with incorporation or reduction of molecular oxygen; heme binding
Source: RefSeq, a predicted model, not a curated record
AUGAUUCCCGUCACAAUCGACCAUCUCCCCUUCGUCCUCAUAGCCCUCGGUGUCCUGCUGGCCACAUACCUGCUCAGCUUGUGCACCUACAGGUUGUAUUUCUCACCGGUCGCACAUAUUCCCGGCCCAUCACUAGCCAGGAUCACCUAUUGGUAUGAAUUCUACUACGACGUCCUGCUGAAGGGACAAUACACGUUCAAGAUCAAAAGGCUGCACGACCAAUACGGCCCUAUCAUCCGCAUCAAUCCACACGAAGUCCACAUCCGGGACCCCGAUUUCUACGAGGUCGUCUACGCGGAUGACUCGCGCUGCAAGCGGGAUAAAUGGUCAUGGUCAUGUCGACAGCAUGGUCUCCCACUCUCGACUCUCGCAACGGUGGGCCACAACCAUCAUCGUCUCCGGCGGGGUGCGCUGGAUCCGUUCUUCUCAAAGGCCAGAGUACAAAGCCUCCAGCCGGUCCUCGAGGAUGUCGCCCGAAAACUACUCGCUCGGUUUGAGGAGUUUCAGAUGCUCGGGGAUCCGCUUCCGAUAUCUCUGGCGUUUGCGACUUUGACCAACGUAGAUAUCGCAGAGCAGUACGUCCUGGGCCGGAACGACAAGCGGGCGCUGGCGAGAGAUUUCGAUCCCAGCUUCUACGAGGCGUCCCUCACCAGCAGCACAACGGGCUACCUGACGAAGCAUUUCCCUUUCAUCACCAAGCUCACGCAACUCGUGCCAGAUAAUCUUACGAUACUGAUGAAACCGGCCACGGCGUCAUACGUCAAACUCCGGCGGGAUAUCAAACAUCAGAUCGAACAGAUCGUCCGCACAGAGCACCGUGGCGAUGAUAAUGCUAAGAGCGAUACGUCCAAGCCGUCAUCCCACCAGCACACCCUGAUCCAUGAGAUCCUGCGCAGCGAUCUUUCAUACGCAGAGAAAUCGCCCGCCCGAGUAUAUCAGGACGUCCAAGCAACCGUCACGGCUGGCACGUUGGCAACGGCGUCCGCCCUCUCCUACACGCUUUUCUCCCUGCUCUCGCACCCACGGCUUCUCCAGCGUCUCAGGACAGAACUGCAUGCCGCGAUGCCGAAUCCUACAGUAUUACCGUCCCUCGCUGUGCUGGAGCAGCUCCCUUUCUUGACAGCCUGCAUCAAAGAGGGCCUGCGCCUCAGCAUUGGCGCGAGUUCGCGCCUUCAGCGCAUCGACCCUGUCAACCCGAUCGUCUUCACGGCGGACAGGACGGAAGGUAAGUCAUGCACCUACGUCCUCCCGGCGGGGACUCCCCUCUCCAUGACGGGUCUGCUGGUGCAUUUCGACAGGGAUACAUUUCCCAAUCCAGGUGCCUUCGAUCCAGAUCGCUGGCUUGGCUCGUCCACUCCGGACAGGUAUCUCGUCGCAUUCUCCAAGGGGACAAGACAGUGCGUGGGCAUCCACCUGGCGUACGCGGAGAUGUAUAUCGCACUCGCCCUGAUAUUUAGAAUCUACGGCUGCAGCGAGGUAAGAAUGAAGGGCGACCGUGGAUAUUUGGAGCUGUUUGAGACGGAGGCGGCUAGCGAUGGCGAUGGCAAUAUCGACAUCGUAGACGCGGGCGGUAUUUCUUCAGCUCACCAGAAGCGAAGCAGGGAUAUUCGAAUCAAAGUCGGGCGCUGA